UUUGUUAUAUGCCGCAUGUUUGUGAGCAGAGUGAAGGGGCAAGAUGUUGCUUUUGAGCCAGCAAAGCUUCUCUGGCUUAUCCAGAGGGAUUUCCUCCAAGGAAAAUCUGUUCAACAAAUGGUCAAUGAAGCCCUUCAACGGGUGCCUAAUGAUAAUGGUGACAAAUAUAUUGAUGAGGUCAAUCAAAUACGAGAUUCGUUGGCAGUUAUGGGGAACAACAGCACUGCUUUUAGCUUGCCUCAGCCGCAUCUUCAAAGAACAAAAUUAUGUGAUAUGGAGGACAAAGAACUUGAACCCUUAUAUGUAAAACGGCGGGAGCAAUUAAAGCAGCUUGUUUCGUCUAUUGUAAAACCAAAAAUUGUGCAGGGCAGAACUCUAAAUGGGAAGGACUUUGUGUCUUUCUUGCAGCAGAUUCUUGAGGCUUUGAAUAAAGGCGAAAUUCCAUCAACAGGGUCUCUAGUUGAAAUUUUUAACAAAGCCAUUCUUGAUCGCUGUCUGAAGGUGUACAGGGAGAAAAUGGAUGGCUUAGGCCUACCAGUACCGGUAGACAAACUGCAGAAACUUCAUGAGAUGGCAAAUGGUGAUGCUAGAAUUCUCUUUGAUAAGCAGCACUUUGGCAAACAUCAUGCUGCUCAGUCAGCACUCAAGCUUGAAGAUGAUAUUAAAAAGGUGUACAGAAACUUACUUCUAGCUAAUGAAUAUCAAUCGUCAAAGCUGUGUGAAGCUCGCUUUUCUGAGUGUGAAGAUAAGAUGGAUCACCUUCAAGUCUUGAAACUUCCUUCGAUGGCAAAAUUCAAUGCAGGCUUUACUCACUGCAACCAAAGUUUCGUAAAGGAAUGUGUUGGACCUUCAAAAGAAAGCUAUGAACGUAGAAUGUCAAAGAUGCUUGCCAAGUCUCGUGCUCUUUUCAUCAAGGAGUACAAUAACAAGCUUUUCAAUUGGUUGGUGACCUUCUCUUUGGUCAUGGUGGUCAUCGGGCGCUUUGUCAUCAAGUUCUUCCUACUUGAAAUCGCCGCCUGGGUGAUGUUCAUCUUCCUAGAGACGUACACGAGAAUGUUCUGGUCAGCGGAAUCGCUGUACUAUAAUCCAGCUUGGCACAUCAUUGUUUCUUCCUGGGAAACCAUCGUGUACAGCCCAAUUCUUGAUCUGGACAGAUGGGCCGUCCCAAUUGUCAUAAUGCUAUUAUUUGGGGUUCUUUACUGGAGAUGCUUCGGUGGUAGAAGGAAGCGGGGAAGGGGUUCGCUCCUCCCAUUGUACAAGAAUUCUUAUAACUCGAGUCGUCGCUCCAGAUCAGACUAGUUAUACACGCAAUGCUCAAGUUUUUUUCUUUUAAAGAAUGGUACAAAAUAUCUGCCUGUAGAAGAGGCUAAACUGCCGAAUGUGGAUCAUCUGUAAGUGCUUUUGGAUGGGCAUGUUUUGAUGGUGCCCUGCCAAUGUAUCUCCAAUUCUUUUUGGUGGAUGAAGAGAGGCGGUGAAGCUGCUAGUAUGGGGCGGGGCACCUGCACAAAGCCUCUGUUGUAAUUCAUACCAGGGUACUUUUUCCGUAGCUAGAUUAUCCUUACAUGUCACGGUCCCAAUUGAUUGAUUAUUGUUUACGUCCACUGCAAAUUUUUUUGGCAAGAAUUUUGUUUUUUAACGUCAUAGAUAGAAGGUAGCUGUUAGAGCGUGUACCGUGUCAAUCAUAUGCUCAAAGUUAUAAUCUGGUGGUGGAAUUUGGAAACGUUCCUUGUUUAUACUGUUGUUAUACAGUUUAUAUCCACA
This is a messenger RNA of Zea mays, 1761 nucleotides long. RefSeq lists its product as uncharacterized. The record is from RefSeq and is a predicted model, not a curated record. The coding region runs from base 16 to 1299 and encodes 427 amino acids. The transcript is spliced from 10 exons. Lineage: Eukaryota; Viridiplantae; Streptophyta; Magnoliopsida; Poales; Poaceae. Gene Ontology annotation, molecular function: GTP binding; GTPase activity.